Pseudophryne corroboree (corroboree frog) is the source of this 1743-nucleotide messenger RNA. RefSeq names its product carnosine dipeptidase 2 (gene CNDP2). Gene Ontology annotation, molecular function: metallodipeptidase activity. The coding region runs from base 185 to 1609 and encodes 474 amino acids. The transcript is spliced from 11 exons. Gene Ontology annotation, cellular component: cytosol. NCBI's taxonomy places the organism in Eukaryota, Metazoa, Chordata, Amphibia, Anura, Myobatrachidae. The record is from RefSeq and is a predicted model, not a curated record. Gene Ontology annotation, biological process: proteolysis.
GACUGAACGAGGGGAGAUGGAGAGUCAGCUGAACGCCAGGGAGGUCAUGUGAUGUGUGCCGGUUGUGGGUGGGGCCUCAGUGCAGUGAGUCAGAAGUUUGUGUGAUAUACAGGCGGCAGAGCAGCAGCUGCAGCACUCUCUCGCAUCUCACAGCUACAAUCACGCACACAGCGCCGGGGCCACCAUGUCCGUGCUCACGCCCGUCUUCCAGCACAUAGACAACAACCAGGAUCUCUAUGUUAAGAGACUGGCAGAAUGGGUCGCUAUCCAAAGUGUAUCAGCCUGGCCAGAGAAAAGGGGUGAAAUCAAGAAGAUGAUGGAAGUGGCUGCAAAGGAGAUUGAGCGUUUGGGAGGCACUGCUGAUUUGGUGGACAUUGGCAAACAAAAGCUCCCAGAUGGCUCAGAAAUCCCUCUUCCUCCUAUUAUUUUGGGCAAAUUGGGUUCCGAUCCUGGUAAGAAGACGGUUUGUGUUUAUGGGCAUUUGGAUGUGCAGCCGGCAGCCCUGGAGGAUGGUUGGGACAGCGAACCCUUUGUCUUGGAAGAGCGAGAUGGUAAAAUGUACGGGAGAGGCUCAACAGAUGACAAAGGUCCCGUUCUUGCAUGGCUUAACUGCAUUGAAGCAUAUCAGCAAACCAAGCAGGAACUUCCUGUCAACCUAAAGUUCUGCUUUGAAGGAAUGGAGGAGUCUGGGUCAGAAGGUUUAGACGACUUGAUUUUUGCCAAAAAAGAUACUUUUUUCAAAGAUGUGGACUAUGUUUGUAUUUCGGACAACUACUGGCUUGGGAAAAACAAGCCUUGCAUCACCUAUGGCUUACGUGGUAUCUGCUAUUUUUUCAUUGAGGUUGAAUGCAGCAGUAAAGAUCUUCACUCGGGUGUAUAUGGAGGUUCUGUUCAUGAGGCAAUGACUGAUCUCAUUUUUCUAAUGGGUAGUUUAAUAAACAAAAAAGGAAAAAUCCUCAUUCCUGGAAUAAACGAAGCUGUGGCCCCACUUGCAAAUGAAGAGAAAGCGAUUUAUGAUGCUAUUGACUUUGAUCUUGAGGACUUUGCCAAAGAUAUCGGUGCUAGCAGACUCCUACAUGACACAAAGGAUAAAAUAUUGAUGAACAGGUGGCGAUACCCAUCUCUCUCUCUUCAUGGUAUUGAGGGAGCCUUCUCUGCUGGAGGAGCCAAAACCGUUAUCCCUAGAAAAGUCAUAGGCAAAUUCUCCAUAAGAUUAGUGCCAGACAUGGAUCCAGAGGAAGUGAAGAAACAGGUGGAAGAUUACUUGACAAAGCAAUUUGAAUCUUUGGGUAGUCCUAACAAGUUUAAAGUGACAAUGGGUCAUGGAGGAAAGCCUUGGGUGUCCGACUUCAACCAUCCUCAUUACCUUGCUGGAAGGAAAGCCAUGAAAACUGUUUUUAAUGUUGAACCUGAUUUAACCAGAGAGGGUGGAAGCAUUCCUGUGACUCUCACCUUCCAGGAGGCCACCGGAAAGAAUGUCAUGCUGCUGCCUGUGGGCUCAUCAGACGAUGGAGCACACUCGCAAAAUGAAAAGCUUAACAGGUAUAACUACAUUCAGGGCACCAAACUGCUGGGAGCGUACCUGUACGAGGUGUCUGAACUGGAUUAAUGCCCCAUUUGUCAUCUCCUUAAAAAGAAAAAAGUCAAUACUAAUGUAACCGCACAAUUCAAAUUAGUGACUAACAUUUUGUAUAUACCUGCACUUAUGUUUUUUCUAUUUCAAGUAAAGACAGCAGUGGUAAA